Molecule: messenger RNA, 555 nt
Organism: Nicotiana tabacum (common tobacco)
Lineage: Eukaryota; Viridiplantae; Streptophyta; Magnoliopsida; Solanales; Solanaceae
Source: RefSeq, a predicted model, not a curated record
AUGCCGGAUAUUUCGAAGUAUGAUAGGACUUUUAAUCCAAAGGAACAUAUCACGACCUACACUAUGACUGUAAAGGGAAAUGACUUGGCCCAACACGAGAUCGAAUCAGUCUUUUUGAAGAAAUUUGGUGAAACCCUGACGAAGGUUUUGAAAAUUAAACGUGCGUUGGUUGAUCCAAGAAGUUCAGCUAACAUCAUACAAAGGAGAGUUUUGGAGCAAGCGAAGUUAAUCGGAAACAUAUUUCCAACAACAAAGCUUUUAGUUGGGUUCAACUUAACGAGUAUUACAACCCAAGGAGAGAUGUUUAUGCCCACUCAUGCCGAAGGCGUAAUGAAAAACACUCUGUUCAAAGUGGUAGACGAUGACAUGGGAUACAACAUGAUUUUUGGGAGGACUUGGAUACAUGAAAUGAAGGAUGUGCUGUCAACAUAUCAUCAUCUAUUGAAAUUUCCCACACCAGAAGGGGUCAAAAAGAUCAGAGGAGAUCAACAAGCUGUGAGAGAGAUGAACGCAAUUAACUUAUCCAGUAACAAGGGCAAAGAAACAAACAAAUAA